AUGCUGCGAAAAUUUCUUCGUAAGGUCAACCAAUUCUUAAAUGACCGACGACUUUGCAUGGAAAGUGAAUUAGCGUGGCGUAAACGACAGAUACCACCUCGCGGAAACUCCUUCGCUAGGAUCUUGUCGAGCGCAAUCCGCUCAACUUUCAGAACAAGACAUGGAGCUGCCUCGAAUUCUUCUUGGGAUAAUGUUGGGUUGCUGAUUGAACCUUCACCACCACUAUAUAUAAAAGAUGUCUUAGUUACGAACGAUCUAACUGGAUCAGUCCUGUCAGAAGCUAUACGGAAACGGAUAAAUUUCAUACUGUCCUAUCAUCCACCAGUAUUUAAUCCUCUUAAGCGCUUCACACAAGACUCUUGGCGCGAACGAGUUGUUAUUCAAUGCUUAGAGAAUAGAGUCGCUGUUUUCUCUCCUCAUACCGGCCUGGAUGCAAAGAAGGGUGGCGUCAACGACUGGCUCAUCAGUCCCUUUGGUAUGAAGCCCCGACUACACUUUAAUUUUAGAGUACAACGGCGUCGUCCCAGAGGCUACGGCCGUUUGGCUACUCUUUCUUCUCGGCUAAAAUUAUCUACAGUCCUGGAUCGUUAUAAGAAACUGCUACAUGUUGAUCACCUGACGGUAGCGUUAGGCGAUGGCAAAACGUUUGGUGAGUGGUUUAUUCUUCGACACUGA
Messenger RNA from Dicrocoelium dendriticum, 675 nucleotides. Lineage: Eukaryota; Metazoa; Platyhelminthes; Trematoda; Plagiorchiida; Dicrocoeliidae. The record is from the annotation of a GenBank genome assembly.